Paraphaeosphaeria sporulosa is the source of this 1284-nucleotide messenger RNA. Its product is annotated as FAD/NAD(P)-binding domain-containing protein. Gene Ontology annotation, molecular function: FAD binding. The transcript has a single exon. The record is from RefSeq and is a predicted model, not a curated record. Bases 1 to 1284 code for a protein of 427 amino acids. Gene Ontology annotation, biological process: secondary metabolite biosynthetic process. NCBI's taxonomy places the organism in Eukaryota, Fungi, Ascomycota, Dothideomycetes, Pleosporales, Didymosphaeriaceae.
AUGCCUCCGGACCUCCAUGUCGCCAUCGUGGGAGGUGGCCUCGGCGGCAUCGCCCUCGCCAUCGCCCUCAAAGCCCGUAACAUCUCCUUCACCAUCUACGAGGCCAAAUCCGCGUUCACGGAGAUAGGUGCAGGCAUCAACCUCGCACCCAACGGGCUGCAUGCGCUCAGGGAAAUCGACGCGUCGCUGGGCGACCGGAUCUACGCGCUUGCGACGCGGAACCUGCCGCCGAGCGAAGAUACGUGGAUGUGGGUGCGGUACGGCGCGGGGCACAGGGACGGCGAGACGGUGGUGGAGUUGCGCGCGCCGCCAACGGGGUGCAUGGCCAUGCACCGGCAGGAGCUGCUGGGGGUGUUGGCGGAAAAGAUGGGCUACGAGCAUGCGCAGUUCAAUAAGAAACUGGUGUCGUUUGAGCAGGACGACGACGCCGUGCGCCUGCGCUUCGAAGACGACACCGUGGAGAGCGCGAGCGUGCUCGUGGGCUGCGAUGGCAUUCACUCGCGAGUCCGCGCGUGCAUGUUCGGUAGCGACAGCGCCAUCGCGCGCCCGCAUUUCAACAGCGAUGGUGCAUACCGCGCCGUGAUCCCCAUCGCGGAUGCAAAGAAGGUGUUCGGCGAGACCGCGCGCCAGAGCCAGGUCCUGCUCGGCCCCAACGGCUACGUGAUAUACUACCCCGUCAACAACGGCACGGCCGUCAACGUGGGCAUCUGGGUGCGCCGUGCAGGACACGUCUGGGACCGCAAAGACUGGGUCGUGCCGCGCCAGGGCGCGCAGUUCCGGCGGGAUCUCGAGGGCUGGGGACCCCGCGUGCGCGCGCUGAUGCCGUUUUUCGGGGCCGAGCCUGCGUUCUGGGCGGCGCACCAGCACCGAGUGCAGCCGGCGUCGUUCGUGCAGGGUAGGGUUGUGUUGAUGGGGGACGGUGCUCACGCGAUGCCGCCUCACAUAGGGGGCGGAGCCUCGCAGGCGGCAGAGGAUGCGUACGUGCUCGCUGAACUACUUGCUUCAAUUCCGCCCAAAGAUGCGUCGCUGGCGGCGGUGCGUGCAGCGCUGAGGGCCGCGGAGAGCGUGAGGAUGCCGCGGUUUCUGGCGGUGCAAGACAUCAGCGUGCGGGCCGGGCCGGACUGGUAUUCUUUCUUUGAGCGCGGGCUAGAGGGCGAGCAGUUGGAGGGAUGGAGCGUGGGGAUCAAGACGAGUGUGGAGUGGGUUUGGAAUGUGGAUCUGAGGGACGAGGUCAGCAAGGCGAAGCAGACUCUCGCGGAUUCAUGUGAUGCCCGUAGUCGCUGA